CGUCGGCCAUGUUGGCUCGUUCGUGCGAAUCAGGGCGAAUGGUCCGGUGUAAACAGAGUCGUGGGUACGCGGAAUAACUUUACCGCGACGGACAAAACAUGGAACAGGACUUAAAGGAUAAAAUCGACCUUGCCUGUCGUACUGCCGAGGAGUUUACGAAAUUAUACUACGACAGUCUUGACAAGAGAAGAUACCCGAUAUCGAGGUUAUACUUGGAUUCCGCUAUCUUGAUAUGGAACGGGAACGGAGUAGAAGGUAAAGAUCAAAUUCAAAAGUUCUUGAUGGACCUUCCGUCUUCUACUCACUCCAUCGUCACACUGGAUGCUCAACCAAUUACCGGCCCAGCCGUAGCCGACCAGCUGACGUUUCUCGUGAAAGUCAGUGGCCAAGCAAAAUACAAAGACAAGCCAUCGAAACCCUUCAAUCAGAACUUCUUGAUCACCGCCGUUGGCGACAAGUGGAAAAUUGUGAGUGACUGCUUCAGAAUGCAAGAAGCGUUUGAACCACCCAUAUAAUUACUCUACAUCACGCGUGUAACGAGAACUCGUAGACAUUUUUACCCUUAUACGAUAUAUUUUGAGUCAGGCAUUUGGAGUACUUUGGUAAUAAAUUUCAUUACGGUAAAUUCAAUAACUAAACCACGAUGGAACUUCGGCAACGGGAUCUCUUUUAAACUGUCCCAAACUCCCUGUAAUUUGAUAAUUAUUUUUAUUCUCAAUCUUAUAUAUCAAUGUAUAAAGCAAUAUUAAAAUUUCAUAUCGGUGGAUCGGUA
Molecule: messenger RNA, 772 nt
Organism: Orussus abietinus
Lineage: Eukaryota; Metazoa; Arthropoda; Insecta; Hymenoptera; Orussidae
Gene: Nxt1
Product: NTF2-related export protein
Exons: 4
Coding region: 99-515 (138 amino acids)
Biological process (GO): protein import into nucleus
Cellular component (GO): nuclear pore central transport channel
Source: RefSeq, a predicted model, not a curated record